Molecule: messenger RNA, 363 nt
Organism: Protopolystoma xenopodis
Lineage: Eukaryota; Metazoa; Platyhelminthes; Monogenea; Polystomatidea; Polystomatidae
Source: the annotation of a GenBank genome assembly
CUUAUUAAACUGUAUGCCUGGGAGCCAGCUUUUGAAAAGCGCAUCUUUUUUCUACGUUGGUCUGAAAUGGCCCAACUGAUUCGAGUCUCUUUUGGCUAUGGCGUCGUCCAGUUGAUAUGGUCAAUGGCACCCUUUGCUGUUCUCCUUCUUACCUUCUCCAUUUAUAUUAAUAAGGUAAUCGCAUAUAAUUCUUCAAAUGCCUGGAUAUCUUAUGUUAACACAAACAUAACUACCAACGAAAGCAUUUCUGAAGGUCUUUUGACCCCGGAAAAGAUAUUCGUUUCAGUUGCCCUCUUCAACCUUCUCAGAAUGCCGUUAACUAUGUUGCCAUGGAGUAUUUCUUCUCUUGUAAUGGUGAAUUAA